CCUUCUACUUUAGAAGUGUUGGCUCUCCUUCGCAAAAUGUACACCAUUGUAUCACCAUGAAUAACGAACAGAAUAUCCAGGCUGCACAGCAACGACUAGAAGCACUACUACAACAACUAGACCAACGUGAACAAGCACUUCGUGAACAUCAGCAACGAGACGAGCGUAAACAGCCUGAUCCCCGGGCAGAGGUGGAUGCCAUACGACUGGAGAUCGAAAAGCGAGGAUACGCCGUACCCGGACCUGGUCGUGGAUCCCUAUUCAAACUCCGAGUGGAGAUACCAGGAGUAUCUGCCUCGGAUCACAUCAAUAACACCCUUCAGAAUCCAGCGUUAUCAGAAAGCGAUUGGAGCACGGGAACGGCAUUAGAAACCAAUACUGGGAUCUGGUGUCGAGACAAUAUCCGGUACAAGGAAGGCCUCAGUGACGCCCCCACCCAAACACCCGAUUGGUACAAGGGACAACGCCCCGCCGUCAUCAAAGAACUUGAUAACAUAAUCAACUGGGCAAUUUUUUUUAGCCCACGGAUUAAGACAAAUUCAUCUAAGAGGCCUGACAGCCGAUCACCGCGAAGAAGCUUACAACGGCCUCAUCUUGGCUCUUAUUUGCGAUUUCGGUCAAGUGGUAGAACUCAAGGAACUUCGCGUUCGAAAGGGAGCCGAUUUCGCAUCACUGGUUGA
Sphaeroforma arctica JP610 is the source of this 680-nucleotide messenger RNA. RefSeq lists its product as hypothetical. The coding region runs from base 57 to 680 and encodes 207 amino acids. The transcript has a single exon. Lineage: Eukaryota; Ichthyosporea; Ichthyophonida. The record is from RefSeq and is a predicted model, not a curated record.